Messenger RNA from Penicillium robsamsonii, 1983 nucleotides. Its product is annotated as type-X family DNA polymerase. The record is from RefSeq and is a predicted model, not a curated record. Gene Ontology annotation, cellular component: nucleus. Gene Ontology annotation, biological process: double-strand break repair via nonhomologous end joining. Gene Ontology annotation, molecular function: DNA-directed DNA polymerase activity; DNA binding. The transcript has a single exon. The coding region runs from base 1 to 1983 and encodes 660 amino acids. NCBI's taxonomy places the organism in Eukaryota, Fungi, Ascomycota, Eurotiomycetes, Eurotiales, Aspergillaceae.
AUGACCAUGAUCGCAGAUCUAGGUUCCUACUUGAAGGACAAGAUAGAAUAUGCUUCCAUCUUCUCAUCCCAACCACCCAUCUUCAUUUUGCCAACACAUCUCUCCUUAGAGGAGCUGGACGAGAUUGAAGGCAGAUUGAUAGAUUAUGGUGGAAGAUUGACCUACGACAUCGCCGAAGCUGGCCUCGUUCUAGGAAAAGUCGAGCGCGCGAAGCGGGCAGCGCUGGAACUACGCACGCGCGGUACCUGGACCGAGGAGCUCGUACCCAGCUCGGCUUCGAAAUCAAUUGGCGUGGAGCCCUCUUCCAAGCGCAGGCGCACCGAUCAGUACGAUGGGACUAAGGAUGUCCCGGUUGAAAUCAUCGAUCUCAGUACUGAGUCUGAGGGUGAGAGUGGAGCUACGAAUCGACAUGGCCCUUCAAAGAACCCGAUUCCAGAGCCAAAGGUAGAGGAAAUUAAAAAUUCAGUCACAGUCUUGAAACUCGAGUGGAUGGAUACCUCAAUCAAAUCCGGCAAAUGUGUGUCCCAAGACCCAUUUGUUGUCUACCGUGGGCGAAAGAUCCCUUCUCCACCUCCCACGACAAAGACAGAAAAUAAGCAAAACCUACUACAAAAUCCAAAUCAAAUAAUCGAGCGUGCAAAACAAGAUGCUGGUUUACCAACACCACGAGCUCCUCCUCCAGAUUACAUCCACGCACGACGCUCAAAGGAACCCCCGGAUGGGUCAUCCCCGCGUCCCCGACCAACCCUAUAUCGACAAACGACCUCUGAACACGAGAAAGAAGAAAACAAUGCACUCCCACAACCCGACUGGGUCCGCGACCAUGUCGUAUUCGCAUGUCUACGCUCAGCACCCCUACACCCUCCAAACGAGGACUUCAUCUCGCAGCUCGUGAAAAUCAGACGAAUCCGCGAACUCACCCUCGACGAGAUCGGUGUGCGUGCAUACAGCACCUCCAUCGCAUCUGUGGCAGCAUACCCAUAUCGCAUUCAGCGGCCAAGCGAGAUCCUCGCUUUGCCAGGGUGCAACGCCAAGAUUGCAGACUUGUUCGCGGAAUUCAAUAAACACGGUGGAUGCGAGCAUACCGAUGACGACGGGAAUGUUGCUGCCGCCGAUGCACUGGAGACGGACCCCAUGCUCCGGGUUUUGAACUUGCUCUACGGGAUUUGGGGCGUCGGAGCGAAGACAGCGCGCGAGUUCUACCAGCGUGGCUGGCGUGAUCUUGAUGAUAUUGUCGAGAAUGGGUGGAAUACGCUUUCGCGCGUUCAGCAGAUUGGAGUGAAAUUCUACGAGGAGUUUCAGGACGGCGUCCCUCGUGGUGAGAGCGAGGAUAUUGCCAAUAUCGUUCGUGGUCAUGCUGGCCGGGUUCGUCCCGAAGAUAAAGAUGGAAUUGAGUGUGUGAUUGUUGGCGGAUACAGACGUGGGAAGGAACUCAGUGGUGAUGUUGAUAUUGUAUUGAGUCAUCGCGAUGACGCGGUGACUAGGAAUCUGGUUGUUGAUGUUGUUGCUAGUCUUGAGGCUGAACGGUAUAUUACUCAUACGCUGUCGUUGCAUUUGACUUCUUCGCUGCGUGAGCAACAGACGUUACCUUUUCAUGGUGAUGAUACGAGGAAAUUCGAUACUUUGGAUAAGGCACUGGUUGUCUGGCAAGACCCGCACUUUGAUGCUACGGCCGUUGGAGAUGAUCGUCCGGGGAAAAAUCCAAAUAUUCAUCGUCGUGUCGAUAUCAUCAUAUCGCCUUGGCGUACGGUCGGUUGUGCAAUACUUGGCUGGUCUGGCGAUACGACGUUUCAGCGAGAUCUACGGCGUUAUGCGAAGAAAGCUCGCUCGUUGAAGUUUGAUUCGAGUGGGGUGAGAGACCGAGGUACUGGACGCCAGGUUGACCUGGAACAUGGUGGAGAGACCUGGGAAGAGAGGGAGAAACUUGUGAUGGAGGGAUUGGGGAUAGGUUGGAGACCACCAGAAGAACGGUGCUCGAGAUAG